Molecule: messenger RNA, 546 nt
Organism: Globicephala melas (long-finned pilot whale)
Lineage: Eukaryota; Metazoa; Chordata; Mammalia; Artiodactyla; Delphinidae
Source: RefSeq, a predicted model, not a curated record
AUGAGCCGGCUCUGCCUCUCCAUCGCCCUUCUCGUCCUCCUGGGCACCCUGGUGGCCUGCACCUCAGGGGGUAAACACAAGAGCCAUGCCAAAGAUUCCCUGCCUGCCUUCUGCCUGGAACCUCAUCACACGGGUCCCUGCAGGGCCCGGAAGGUCAGGUACUUCUACAACGCCAAGUCCGGGCACUGCGACAUGUUUAUAUACAGCGGCUGCCGAGGGAAGAACAACUUCCCAACAGCACAGGACUGCAUGAAGACCUGCGGUGGUCACAUGGGGACCCAUAGCAAGCACCGUGCCUACGUGCAGCCCUGGUCCCCUCGCUGCCGCCCCCCUCCUUGGCCUGCUGCUGAGCCUGCCCCCAGCUCCCAGCCAGAUGUCCCAGAGUUGGGAGCACCCCACUUCCCCGAACCAGAUGCUCCUACCUCCUACCAGUACCAUCUCCCGUCCUGCCUGGUGGAGGCCCCCGGGGUUACCACUGGGCAUCUGGCAGACGGUGGCACAGCCGGCCUGGCAGCACUUGAGGUCGGCCACGCAUUCCCCACCUGA